Messenger RNA from Pyrus x bretschneideri (Chinese white pear), 1097 nucleotides. RefSeq lists its product as uncharacterized. Bases 143 to 760 code for a protein of 205 amino acids. The record is from RefSeq and is a predicted model, not a curated record. Lineage: Eukaryota; Viridiplantae; Streptophyta; Magnoliopsida; Rosales; Rosaceae. The transcript has a single exon.
CUAGGUUUGCCGAAUUGGGCAGCGAAACGCAGCUUACAAGAAAAGAAAAACAAAACCCUCUCUCUUCUCUUUCUCUCUCCUCGGGUCUCCAAAUCUUCUCACUUUCUCUCUCUAAAACCUCAGCCUAGCCUGAUCAACCACCAUGGCAGCAACUUCAAGAAGAUCCUCAAGCGGCUGCGGCCCAGUCCUCCGCUCCCCUCUACCCGCCGGAAGGUUCCAAAGCACUCAGUAUUCCUCUUCCUCCGCCUUUGCCUCCUCCACGUCCGGCUUCUCCUCCCGCUCCUCCAGCUUCUUCAACCGCGCCGUCUCCCCCCCGCGCCUCAACGUCGCCACCGCCUCUCCCUCCGCCCAGUCCGUACGUUUCUCCUUCGACCGCCCAACCUCCCCCAGCCGAUCCAUCUCCGUCGCACCGCGCGGCACCGGCAGCCACCACCACCACACCGCCGUCCCCAGCGGCCGGAAUAUCAGUCAGCCGAAGCGAACCUGCAUGUGUUCCCCUACCACGCACCCCGGGUCCUUCCGCUGCAGCCUCCACAAGAACAACUCCCACGUCACCGCCUCCGCACCGUACUCACAGAACCGACUCAACGCGCGCAGAUCCGCCAUGACGAACUCGCUUGUGAGAAUCGGCGGCGUCGAAGGCGAUCUGGUGAGGCGCGCCUUGGCCUCUCUGAUCCGCCCCUCCUCCCACAGCCAGAGGCGAAGAGCUGAUUUCUGUCCCCGGCCCAGCCGGCUCUCCGCCAUGUCCAAGUCCGACUAGGAAUCUGAAAACCCAAUUUUGAAAUUAAAAAAAAAGAGUCGGAUUUGGUGCUUUUGAGCUUUCCUCUGCAAAUUGUUUAGUUUUCCGGCGGCGAGGUAAGGUGGCGCUCGUUGGGUGAUGACGUGUCUGGAUCCGGCGAAACCCGAGUGAUAUGACCGAUUGGUUGACCGAAGUGCUACUACAGCCAGGGGAUUUAUAUUUGAAACCUUAGCCGCUAUGAUUUCCGCUCUGUAUAUAUAAAUACGCAACUUUGUAUCGAUUGGCGCGCCAUUUUGUUGGCGACUCCAAGCUUUCUGGGACCUUAUUAACUUCCUUAUAAGCAUCCAUUUUUAUCGCA